Priceomyces carsonii is the source of this 645-nucleotide messenger RNA. RefSeq names its product Rab family GTPase (gene YPT72). Gene Ontology annotation, molecular function: GTP binding; GTPase activity. Gene Ontology annotation, cellular component: fungal-type vacuole membrane; vacuole; late endosome. Gene Ontology annotation, biological process: regulation of vacuole fusion, non-autophagic. The transcript has a single exon. NCBI's taxonomy places the organism in Eukaryota, Fungi, Ascomycota, Pichiomycetes, Serinales, Debaryomycetaceae. Bases 1 to 645 code for a protein of 214 amino acids. The record is from RefSeq and is a predicted model, not a curated record.
AUGUCAGUUAGAAAGAAGACUUUAUUAAAGGUCAUUAUCUUGGGCGAUUCAGGGGUUGGAAAGACAUCGUUGAUGCAGCAGUUUGUUAAUAAGAAGUUUUCACAUCAAUAUAAGGCAACAAUUGGGGCAGACUUUUUGACCAAAGAGAUUACCAUUGACAACAAGCAAGUAACUUUACAAAUAUGGGACACUGCUGGCCAAGAAAGGUUCCAAAGUUUAGGAGUGGCCUUUUAUAGAGGCGCUGAUUGCUGUGUCUUAUGUUAUGACGUUACAAAUGAAAAGUCAUUGAACAAUUUGACUUCCUGGAAGGACGAGUUCUUGGUACAGUCAAAUGUUUCGAAUCCUCAAGACUUUCCGUUUAUUAUAAUAGGUAAUAAGAUUGAUGUUGAUGAAUCUAAGAAGAUACCUUCCUUACAGAAGAAAUUAGCAAAUAUCACAAAUAAUCAGCUCGGAGGAUUGAAUUAUCCUGUUUUCGAAACAAGUGCAAAAGACUCCAUUAACGUUGAAUCAGCAUUUGAAGUGAUUGCCCAGAUGGCGUUACAACAAGAAGAGUUAAAUGAUGCCAACGGAAACGAUGUAAGCGAUGACUACAACGAUGCAAUUAACAUCCACUUGGAUAGCGACCAAAGCGGAUGUGCUUGUUAG